Messenger RNA from Tarenaya hassleriana, 2359 nucleotides. RefSeq names its product F-box/kelch-repeat protein At3g06240-like. Lineage: Eukaryota; Viridiplantae; Streptophyta; Magnoliopsida; Brassicales; Cleomaceae. The record is from RefSeq and is a predicted model, not a curated record. Gene Ontology annotation, molecular function: protein binding. The transcript has 2 exons. Bases 1000 to 2166 code for a protein of 388 amino acids.
GUUCGGUUCGGUUUCGGAUUUUAUUAGAAAAAAAGAUUGAUUUCCUUUAAAAAAUUUCAGUUUUUUGGAUUUUUUAAUGUUCGGUUUGAUUCCGCGAAUUUCUGUUCUUUAAAAAUAAUACCGUUCGAGAAUUGAGAACAGUUUCGGAUUGGAAAAAUACUGUUUUUUCGGUUUGGUCCGGUCUGGUUCUUCUGGUUCCGAAGAACCGAACCGAAACAUCCACCUAGCUGUCAUUACGAAAAUCAGAGCUUCCUAUAUGGAUCAUUGUUGUUGGGCUUGGCCCAUGAUAUGGUGGAAAAAGAGGAGACUCUGUUUGUAACGGAGGCUUUCGGUUUAGCGUAAAAUCGAGCGGGAUUCUUAUUCCGAACCAAAACGUUGCGUGGGUUAAUACCCUAAUGCUUUGAUUCUUCGAUAAUCUACGCACGGUGUUCGAGGAAGAGAGGAGUUUUGCGAUCACAGAGGCGAUCGUGAGGGAGAAGGAGAAAGACAAGGCGACGGAGGAGUUUCUCGGCGACGACGGAGCGGUAAGCAAAGGUCGAGUCGGAACGAGCAUCGGAGAGGUUGAGAGUACUAUGAUACCGCUUCACAAUUGUCCCAUGGAAUACACGAUUGAACGCUAAGGUUCGUAACUUUUCAUAGAUGUCAAACCAUCCUGUUGCGUCUUACUUGGAAGAUAUAUUGGUUUGAGGUGUUCCAAACGUAAAAACAAAUGGGCCCAUAAAUCCCUUGGAUGGCCAUUGGAUUGAAUAAUCACGCGUGUCUGGUCCGUCUUACUUGGAAGAUAUAUUGGUUUGAGGUGUACGGUGGACGCGCACGUAGCCAAGUAAAAUAUCAAGCGCGCACAUAUAUUUGGUGUUCCAACGGAUCUGUGAUAGCGCUCCCGAAUCAACCAUCCAAUUUGCAUUUCAUAGAUACGUAUAAUCCUUACGUGUAUAUAUACAUUAGUAUUAGUGCCAUAUUUUGCGUGGAUUUUAGUAUUUGCUACUGAGAGAAGCGAUAAUGGAGACAGCGAAGAGGGCACGACCGAGAGACGUCUACGGCGAAAGACGACCACCGCCGGAAUUGCCCUCUUUUCCGCCAGAGAUCAUAAGGGAGAUUCUCCUUCGAUUACCCGCAAAAUCGAUCGGCCGAUUCAGGUGUGUCUCUAAGCUCUUUCGCUCUCUCUCAUUGGACCCAGAGUUUGCGAAGACCCACCUCGAUCUUUCCCUUCGAAACGACGCCUUCCGAUCAGGUCGGCGAAGGCUCAUCGUGUAUUACCACCGCGAUCUCUACACUGUAGAUUUCGAUUCGAUCGUCGAUGCGUGCGAGGGGAUAAGAGAUUUGGGUGCUGUUGAGAUCCCUCAGUCUCCAGUCUUGUCCAAUCUCGUCUCAUCGUAUUAUCCGAAGUACUGGGUUCAAAUGGUCGGGUCUUGCAAUGGGUUGGUGUGUACCUCUAAUGGUGCAGCUGACGUGUUUUUGUUCAAUCUGACCACUGGAGAAUCUAAGAGAAUUCCGGGUUUUCGCGAUUUUCUGAUUUCGCGGGCCGAGGAGGAGAGCUUCUUUGGGUUGGGCUUCGGGUUUGAUGCCAUAACCGAUGAUUAUAAGGUGGUGGCGCUUGUCACUGGCGAUGUUCUGAAUGCGUGUGUUUACUCUGUCAAGACAGAAUCUUGGAAAUGGGUCGGAGAUUCGCGUUAUGAAUAUGAUGAAAUCGCCGACUAUGGUCUUCUUGAAAACGGUGGAAUCCACUGGGUUGCAAGGCUCCGAGAGGAUGGUCGGAGAGUUGUAGUGGCGUUCGAUCUGACGACUGAGCAGUUCAAAGACAUGGCUUUUCCUGAUGGAAUCGAUGACUGCCCACACGCCCUUGGGGGAUUUCAGCUCCAUACACUCAAUGGCAGGCUCUGCAUGGUUCACGUCGUCGACAAGCGCGAUGAUUUCUGGGUGAUGAAUGAGUAUGGUGUGGCUAGAUCUUGGAUCAGAAUUCGGAUCAGCAUGAGGUACAGGGCCAUGAAUCCGCUGUGUUCGGUUAGGAACGAGGAGGAAACUCUUAUGGAACUAAAUGGACAGUUGGUGCUGUACAAUUUCGGGAAUGAUACCUCGACACGGUUGGUCCUUAAAGGUUUUCACCUGAGCUGGUUUCAGGCCCGUACAUACAUAGAAAGCCUCAUAUCACCAAACUCAAUAUGGUAGGGCUUAGGAUACGUAGGAGAACGAUUUCCGCGGAAUAAAUCUGUGUUUAAACCCGGGAUCAAUUUCAUCAUCAUCACCAUCAUAUGGUGAUGAUGUUGGUGGUGGUGAUGUUGGGAGAGUCUUGUAUCAGGAGAAGAUAUGUACUUCUUUGGUUAUGGAAUAAACAAUUUCAUUUAAGAUUCUGAUUCAUAUA